This is a messenger RNA of Acanthosepion pharaonis, 1104 nucleotides long. Lineage: Eukaryota; Metazoa; Mollusca; Cephalopoda; Sepiida; Sepiidae. The record is from the annotation of a GenBank genome assembly.
AUGAGUGCAGACAAAGAGCUUUUUCUGGACAUAUUGACCAAAGAAGAAAGAGAAGCAUUACUGACAAAGAAAAUGGAAGAGAUUCGUAAAAAGAAUGAAGCUCUUCGAAAAAGACAUGAGGAAAUUGAAGCUGAUAAAAGACAAGCUGAAAAAAUGAUAAAACCAAGUUCUCCCAAGAAAGAUAUAAAGACAGUGGAUUUCAACACUGGGAAAAAAGAAGAAUUUCACCGACAUUCUGGCUCAGAUUUUGAAUACCUAAGAAGUCGGACAGAUUUUGAUUACCUAAGAAGUCGGACAGAUUUUGAGCUUCCUUUUGAUGGUGAAGUCAAGAGAAGACAAAAAGCCUCAGGGCGUGGAAAAGGACCUGGUGGUCGUGGCAAAGAAAGACCAAAAUCUUUGGAUGAAAAUGGAGGUCCGCACUCAGAACCUCCAUUCCGAGGUCGUCGAUCAUUGCAUGCAACAAUUCCAGGAGGAGGACACCGACUCGAGCGGGUGGCCACUAUGCCAGACCAAGAGAUGAAUGAGAUACAUAUUCAAAUCACUGGUAAUGUUCCAGAGCAUCGCUCAAGUUUCGCUAACUCCAGACAAACCAGAGAUAAACAUAGGGACAGAGAACGAGAACGGCCUGCAGAUAUUAAUGGACCACCACCCGACCCUGCCUACAACUUCCUUGCAGACAAGAGACGAGAAGGUCCUGCCCCAGAACGAGGGGACAGAGAUUCAGGAGGAGGAGGGGGAGGGGGAAGCAGUGGCAGAGGCGGCAAAGGGGGAGGAGGAGGAGGAGGUGGGAAUAUAGAAGACAGCAACAGAGAUGCUAGUCGACAAAAGGAUCACCGCAGGCAUCCUAAAAACUAUGGUGGAACAGAUUUUCAAAAUGUGAAAACCAAAAUGAAAAUUGCACGGGAGAAACAACAGGCUUUUACUGGUUCAUCACCUCAGUCCAAAAUGGAGAUGGCAAUAUCUAUGACUGGCCGAGAAAGGCGCCAGUACAUGGAGUGGAAGGCAGAAAGGGAACGUGUAGACAAAGAACGGAUUGAAAGGCAGAAAUCUGCCUCAGGUGAAUGGAGAAGAGAGUGGGAUGCUGAAAAGAAUCCACAAGAGUAA